GCCCGCGCUUCCUCCCCAGUUUGCUAUCCCCACCCAGUUAGCAGACCCUUCCAGUCCUCAGCUGUCGCCUCUGCUUCAGCUGCAACCGCCACAGGCCCGUGAGGUGUCUGACUUCAUCCGCCUCCGCUGCCCGAUCUUUCUCCGUUGGAGUCCUCAGCCAAGACCGCUGCCAUGCCAGUGACGGUGACCCGCACAACCAUCACGACCACCACCACGUCGUCAUCUUCAGGCCUGGGAUCCCCGACCAUCCUGGGAUCCCCUCGGGCACUGACCCAGCCUUUGGGCCUCCUCCGCCUGCUACAGCUGCUUUCUACCUGCGUGGCCUUCUCGCUGGUAGCCAGCGUGGGCGCAUGGGUAGGAUUCAUGGGUAACUGGUGCAUGUUCGCCUGGUGCUUCUGCUUCGCCGUGACCCUCAUCAUCAUCAUCGUAGAGUUAGCUGGGCUCCAGCAGCGCUUCCCGCUCUCCUGGCGCAACUUCCCCAUCACCUACGCCUGCUACGCCGCCCUCUUCUGCCUCUCGGCCUCUGUCAUCUACCCUACAACCUACGUCCAGUUUAUGGCUCAUGGCCGCUCAAGGGACCACGCCAUCGCUGCCAUCGCCUUCUCCUGCAUCGCGUGUGUGGCUUAUGCCACUGAGGUGGCCUGGACCCGGGCCCGGCCCGGUGAGAUCACCGGCUACAUGGCCACAGUGCCAGGCCUGCUCAAAGUGGUUGAGACCUUCGUGGCCUGCGUCAUCUUUGCCUUCAUCAGCGACUCCUACCUGUACAAGCACAAGCCAGCUCUGGAGUGGUGUGUGGCUGUCUACGCCAUCUGCUUCAUCCUGGCAGCCGUGGCCAUUUUGCUGAACUUGGGCGACUGCACCAACAUGCUUCCCAUCCCCUUCCCCAGCUUCCUGUCUGGGCUGGCCCUGCUCUCCGUGCUCUUCUACAUCUCCGCCAUGAUCCUCUGGCCUCUGUACCAGUUCGAUGAGAAGCACGGUGGCCAACCCCAGAGGUGGAGGGAUGCAAACUGCCGUAGCAGGCACAUUGACUCUGUGUGCCCCUGGGACUGCCGCCUGGCUGUGGCCAUUUUGACAGCCAUCAACCUGCUAGCUUAUGUGGCCGACCUGGUGUACUCAGCUCGUCUGGUUUUUGUCAGGGUCUGAGGUGCUGACCAGGAGCUCCUGAUUCCUUUUUCUUUCUGGAAGUUUCUUUACUGAGUUCUGAUUGCCUUCCUGCCUCCUCUCUCAUCUCCGUCCUGUUCUGCUCACUCUUGCCUCUCACGCCUGCUCUCUCUUCUGUUGCUCUGUCUCCUUCUUGUCCUGUUGGUUUGGUUGCCCACAUCCUGUUUUGUCUCCAUGUUUCCCCCUUUCUCUUUUGAUGCUCUUCUUUUCUACUGGGUCUGUUGUCUGGGUCUUUCCUAGCCAUCCUGUUUGUUUUCUCAUCUGUCUGUUUCCUGAUCACCUCUUCCCAUUUUCCUUCUUCUGAUUUCCUUAGGAUCCCUGAGACUUCUCUGCUCUCCCUCCUCAACCACCAUCACACCAAAGGUGCUGAGCUCCACACCCCACACCCCUCUAUGCAGCUGUUCAGACCCUGGGCCUCCUGACUGGGCCUCAUUGCCAAAGCAUGCCUGCCCACCCUGGCUGUGCCUUAGUAGGUGUGUGUGUCUGUGUGUGCGGUGGGGAGGGGGGGGGAGGCGGGUAGCUAGGGAUUGGACCCCCUUUCUCUCAGUGGAGGGGACUGUACAGUGUACCUCCUCUUGAAGUUAAAAAAAAAUUCCCUGGAGAUCAGUCAUUUCCAGGGGGCACAGACCUCGGGUCUCUAGGCCCCUGCUGGCACUCAGCCUCAUCUGAGAGGUUGGCUCCUGAAUUUCGGCUUACUAAAAACCCACUGCCUAGAGGCCACUGUAAAGGCAGCAAAGGGUAGUGGAUGCCUCCCACCCCAACUCUCUGGGAUAUCAGAGGAGCUGGCAAAGAACCAGAAGGGGCAGUGAUAUGGCCCUCUAGCUUCAGGGUUUAAACUAGCAGGUACUGCCUUUGCAGGGAGCAGAAAAUGGCUGCUGCUGGCCUUAAAGGGAAUGUUAGGUUGGGUUUUUUUUCUUUUUUUCCAGGGCAAACAUUAUUAGGUGGUCCUAUUCUUAAAAGGGAGGUUUCUUUUCAAAUUUUUUAAAUUUGUGGGUGGAUUGGGUAGGUACAUAGAGGAAUUGCAUUGCUUGAGUGUGGGAUAACACACAUGCAUGUUUCUGUGUGCUAGUUGCUUCCUCCUGCUGCUUCCUGCUUCUCUGGGACUCACAUGCAUAACAUGAUAUAUAUAUAAAUGUAUAAAUAUAUUAUUUUUUUUAAUUCCCUGGAGCUUCUGAUUCCCAUCAGCCCCCGCUGUCAAUCAUAGACUGAAGCCUUGUCCCUUCUCCACUCCCACACCCAUAUUUUUUUUUAACCUUAUAUAAAGAUAAAAGGAAGACCUGUGCUUUAUUAUUGGGGAGGGCUCCAGGAAAGAAGGCAAGGCCCAGAUUCCUGGGUCUAGUGGGAGAAGGGGACUGAGGCCAAGCCAAGUUUGACCUCAUCAGAAAAUACUAGCUGAGUCUGGCUGGAUCUUCUAAACAACUCUCAAACCAGGAGAGCUGGUGAAGAUGAAAUGAACAAGAUUUCUCCCUCCUUAGAGUCUCAUGAGCAUGUCAGAAACAUAGUGUCCCAAUAUGAGUGCAGCAUCUUUCCUCCAAAAUCAACUCUUCCAGGUUCCGCAUCUCAGUAAAAGCCUCUUGGGGCUGAGAGCCCAGGCACUUGUUCUUACCAGCUCCUCUCCUGUCAGUCACUCAUCAAACACUGUCUUUUCUUCCUCCUAAAGGCUAUAUCUGUCCCCUUCUCCAGGUUCCUAACCUAGCUUGGGUUUCACGCUUUCACCUGAGCUGUUGCCCCAGCCUCCUUGGAUCACCCUACCUCCAGCCUAGAGGGUGCUUCCAACAUCCAGGUCUGAUCCUGCCGUCCCCUACUCACAUCCUUCCGUAUCCCAUCCCACCUGGCCUAUAGGUAAUACCAAAGCCCUUCAGUGGGCAUUCAAAGCCUUUACCAUCCAACCCUGCCUACAUUCCCACUCUCAGUUCUAAGCUCCCUGUCAAAUCUGGUCAAUAGGGGAGCAAAUGAAUUGGUAAAGAUCAAAUGAA
Molecule: messenger RNA, 3137 nt
Organism: Pteropus alecto (black flying fox)
Lineage: Eukaryota; Metazoa; Chordata; Mammalia; Chiroptera; Pteropodidae
Gene: MYADM
Product: myeloid associated differentiation marker
Exons: 3
Coding region: 172-1143 (323 amino acids)
Cellular component (GO): cell-cell junction; plasma membrane
Source: RefSeq, a predicted model, not a curated record